CAGCUUCCCAAAGAAACCCUCCCCACCCAAGCAGUAAACGCAUACUAUUUUAUUGAAGGCCAAAAGAAAACAAAUCACGUCUUAUUCACAAACCACCAUGUCCGACGGCCAUCACCACCACCACCACAGUAACCACCGCCACAAAGAAAAUCCGGCUGGCGAGAUUGAUUACAAAAGGGAAGAGAAACACCACAAGCAUAAGGAACAUCUUGGAAAGCUGGGAGCUGCUGCUGCUGGAGCCUUCGCAUUGCAUGAGAAGAAGGCAAAGAAAGAUCCAGAACAUGCACACAGUCACAAGAUCAAAGAGGAGAUUGCAGCAGCUGUUGCUGUUGGAGCUGGUGGCUAUGCGAUUCACGAGCAUCACAAGAAGAAAGAAGCAAAGAAGAAAUAUGGAGAGGCUCAUGGAAAGAAGCAUCACCACUUCUUUCAUUGAUUUUAUUAACUUAUCGUGAAUAUAUAUAUAUAUAUAUAUAUAAAUAUGGAUUAUUUAUGGAGCUUCAACUUCUCUCUUGGUGUAUCGUGUUUUGCACUAUAUAUGCUUAACCUCAUGAUUCUCUUAAGGUAUUACAGUACUCUGUGUUCAGUACUGGGGCAGGGCAAGACAGAACCGAGUAGGAGAGAAGCUGAAUUCAGAUUUGUGAUAAUCAUAUAUAGUCUUUUGAUUUACUUUUGGAAUAUUAAUUAAUUGGUUCAUUUGUGUAGCAGGAGUUUACAAUAUAAUAUAUUUGUGGAUUUAUUUGUA
Molecule: messenger RNA, 742 nt
Organism: Prosopis cineraria
Lineage: Eukaryota; Viridiplantae; Streptophyta; Magnoliopsida; Fabales; Fabaceae
Product: abscisic stress-ripening protein 2-like
Exons: 2
Coding region: 98-433 (111 amino acids)
Source: RefSeq, a predicted model, not a curated record